AUGUUUGGUCCAGUCAGGCCUCUAAAUUCUUAUUCACUCUUUCUCUACAGACAGAAAAUGGGGAUGAUCUUUGAACGCGCUCUCUUCAUAACUGUAAUAGUACUGAGCUUUAUAACCCUGUGUGACACCAUCAAGCCCACUCAGAGACCAAAGUACCAGUACACCAAGAAACCCCCUCGAGAGCUGGUCCAAACCACUGUAUAUGUAGGCAAGCCUACAGUCACAGCACGGAAUGUGGACUACACCAAAACCAGAGAGCGCUUCCCUGCGCACGUCACAGAGAGCACUACAGUUCCUGCUGACAGCUAUGUAGACUACCCUACAGACACCACCGCAUCUCCCACCACGGCCAAAGACAAUUACACACUAGACUACAAUGAAUGCUACUUCAACUUCUGUGAGUGCUGCCCUCCAGAGAAAGGCCCACAAGGCUUCAAAGGAGAUCUAGGACUGCCAGGCCCACCUGGAGAAAAAGGAGCACCUGGACCCAAAGGUAUGCCGGGCCCAAUAGGGCCAAAGGGCUUUUCAGGAUCUAAAGGCGAUAAAGGAGAGAAAGGUAAUCAAGGAAACAUAGGACUGACUGGGUCUCCAGGCAUCCAGGGAAAGGCUGGAAUGAAAGGUGAGAUGGGUAUUAAAGGUGAGAAGGGUGCAGCUGGACUGCCAGGAUUCAAAGGUUCGAAAGGAGAAAAAGGAGAUCCAAAUUUGAAUGUGUCAAAAGGUGAUCAGGGAGAGCCAGGCAAAGAUGGACCACCGGGACCCCAAGGCAUGACUGGUGAAAAGGGUGAAAAGGGUGAUAGAGGAGAGUGCGGUUUACUUGGUGACAGUGGCCACAAAGGUGAGCCAGGUGAUCCUGGACCACCAGGUGUGCAUGGAGACCCUGGUCCAUCUGGGCAACACGGCAUGCACAAUCUAGUGAUCCUGAAGCUGGAUGUGGGAGACGAGGUGUGGGUAGAGACGCUGAGAGACUGGAACGGUGUCUACUCCAGCAGCGAGGAUGACAGCACCUUCUCUGGGUUCUUGCUCUAUCCUGACUAACACCUUCUUCAUGGCUAGAUCUUGAACUG
Messenger RNA from Sinocyclocheilus rhinocerous, 1064 nucleotides. Its product is annotated as otolin-1-like. Gene Ontology annotation, molecular function: protein binding; extracellular matrix structural constituent conferring tensile strength. The coding region runs from base 1 to 1035 and encodes 344 amino acids. The record is from RefSeq and is a predicted model, not a curated record. Gene Ontology annotation, biological process: extracellular matrix organization. The transcript is spliced from 4 exons. NCBI's taxonomy places the organism in Eukaryota, Metazoa, Chordata, Actinopteri, Cypriniformes, Cyprinidae.